AUGGCGGUGGAGAAAAACAGAAAAGUGGAUAAUGUGAAUGUGAAGAAGAGGAAUAUUGUAUUGGUUGGGAUUAAAAUCGAUGAUAGUGGCAAAAAGAUCUUGAAAUGGGCACUUGAAGAAGUUGCAGCACAUGGAGAUUGUGUUGUUGUUGUUCAUGUUUGCUCUACUUCUCAUCGUGCCUUGAAGAGCAAGUCAUCGUUGGAUCGGUACCUAGACUUUUACAGUGAAUUCUGCUCAACAAAGAAGAUUGAGCUCAAAGGAGAAGUUUUGAAGGGAAAUUCAGCUCAAGAAACUUUAGUUAAAGAAGCAAAGAGAUACAAUGCUAAUUCCAUUAUUCUUGGAGUUAAACAUCAAAGAAAAUUAAGUCUAAAAAUAGCUGAAGGCUGCGCAAAAGAGCUUCCUCCAACAACUGAUGUUGUGGCCAUCCACAGAGGAAAUAUAGUCUUUAGACGUUCCAACCAUUACCAACUACCACUUGCUCAAAAAAUGAUUUCAACACCAAGUUCUGAACUUUCUGAUGGAUUUUCAGACAAAGAUAGCGAAUUGACAUCCAAAGAAUCAACAUGCCAAGAGAAGAGGAAGGUUUCAGGAAGAUCUCUCUCUCUUCCAUCAGUAGAGGUUAUAGAUCAGAAACCAGGUUGGCCAUUGCUAAGAUCAACCACUUUGGUUACUCCAGUAGUUCAACAUCAGACUCGGAAAAUAUCAGUUGUCAAUUGGGUCAUGAACUUGCCUGAACGGUUUCCACAUCAUCCGAAUCUGAGCUUUUGCGAUAAACAACUUAAAGACAUACUAAAGGAAAUAGACAGAUGGUUUAGCUACGAUGUUCUUAAGGCAGCAACUUCAGAUUUCUCUUCAGAGAAUCUGAUCGGAAAAGGAGGAUGUAACGAAGUUUACAAAGGGUUUCUUGAAGACGGCAAAGCUGUGGCAGUGAAGAUCUUGAAAUCAUCUGUAAAAGAAGCAGUGAAGGAUUUUGUUCAUGAAGUGAGCAUAAUCUCUUCAUUGAGUCACCAAAACAUCUCUCCUUUGAUCGGUGUCUGUGUCCGGAACAAUGACCUAAUCUCCGUUUACAAUCUCUCAUCCAGAGGAAGCUUGGAGGACACUCUACAGG
Messenger RNA from Microthlaspi erraticum, 1108 nucleotides. The record is from the annotation of a GenBank genome assembly. NCBI's taxonomy places the organism in Eukaryota, Viridiplantae, Streptophyta, Magnoliopsida, Brassicales, Brassicaceae.